AGUGAAAGCCUCCGGGCAAAGGACGCGAAAUUGACAUCAAAGCAAGGGCAAAACCGUCAUUGCGCAAACGCACACGGCAAUCCCGUGACCGGAGAAAUUACCUUUCCCCACUCUCCUCCCCAUCGGUCGGCCCAUCACCGCUCCCAAUUUCCUCAGCCCAAGAAAAAUAAUAUCCGCUAAAGUAAUUUAAACCUAACCCCAAUCACCGCAAACCAAUCGGAUAACUGACCGACGUGCCGUAGCCCAAACGCCGUUAACCCAUGACAACCCACGCCGCUCAAAUUCGCGCGUGGCCGUCGUCUCCACGCGCUCGCUCCCCCGGCGAUACCAGUCAGCCCUAUCCCUUCUCCCUUUUCCCCCUCCUUUCAUAUCCUCCCCCAUACUCCGCCGCCAACACCCAUCACAAAUUCUUUUCCCUUUUUUAUUCUCACCGUCCCGUAAAAUUUCGUGUUCCCCGUUUUAGCGAUCGCUAGGGUUUUGCACAGAUCGAUGGGUGAUUUGACGGAAUCUUCCUACCCUCAGGCGCCGCCGCCGCGUCAGACCCCCUUUCGCGAGGACUGCUGGACGGAGGAGGCGACAUCAACGCUCGUCGACGCCUGGGGCCGGCGCUACCUGGAGCUCAACCGCGGUAACCUCCGGCAGAAGGACUGGCAGGAGGUGGCCGACACCGUCAACGCCCUCCACGGCCACACGAAGAAGACCCGCCGGACCGACGUCCAGUGCAAAAACCGGAUCGACACCCUGAAGAAGAAGUAUAAGGUCGAGAAGGCCAGGAUCUCUAAUUCCAACGGGAAAGCGACGUCGUCGUGGCCGUUUUACCCUCGCCUGGAGCUCCUGAUCGGAUCCAGUCCCAACAAGGGUAAGGUGAGCCCUCCGCCUCAGUCCACGCUCCCGCUGUCCCUGCCCUCGCCACCGUUCGCCGUACCGCUGGCCUACCGGAAGCCGCCUUCGCCGGCGAUGGCGACGCCGGAGAUUCUGCCGCAGAAGCGCCAGGUGCCGAUGCCUUCGGCGGUGGACGGGCCGUCGUACUUCAGGAAGAAUUACUCGGCGAUGGCAGCUGCAGCAGCUGCUGCAGAGAACGAAGGGGAGGACGAUGAUGGAGGGUUUGAGGGAGAUGAGGCAGAGGAGAGCGAGGAUAGGGUUGAUGAGGAGGAGGAGGAAAUUGGGGAUGAUGGGUUGAGGAAGCUGGCCAAGGCUAUAGUGUCGUUCGGGGAGAUUUACGAGAAGGUUGAGCGUAUGAAACAGAGACAGAUGGUGGAGUUGGAAAAGCAGAGGAUGCAGUUUACUAAGGAUUUGGAGGUUCAGAGGAUGCAGUUGUUUAUGGAUACUCAGGUCCAGCUAGAGAAGCUCAAGAGGGCCAAAAGGAAUGGAUCAUCUGAUGUCAUCGUAACUGUUCACAGCUCCGUUGAUUCGAAGUCUCAAAUCGAACAAGAACUCAAGAAGUGGAUGGUUCUGUAUGGCCGGGUGUACAAAGAUGAUGCAGAGAGGGCGGUGCGGUUUGCCGCGUUCAGAAAGAAGUGGUUGGAAAUCGAAGCCUUCAACUCAGGCCCGGACCGCGGCUACAAACUUGGCGUCAACCAGUUUUCGGAUGAGCUUCCGAAUGAGGAGUUUAAGCCCUGUUUCGUGUCAGAGAAAUAUAAGAAGUUUGCUGGGUUUUCGCUGCUGUGGGGCGGGGUGUAGGGUGUAGGGCAUCAACCAAAUGGUUAUGGGCCAGCUAGAUGAAUUAAUAAGUUCCAUAAUGGAUUGAUGAACAUUACUAAAUAAUACUUUAAAUUUUACAUGGUCAUGUGUGAUUGCGUAUAUGUCGUUUUAUUGGAAUUUUACAUGGUCAUGUGUGAUGACAUAUAUGU
This is a messenger RNA of Striga asiatica, 1850 nucleotides long. NCBI's taxonomy places the organism in Eukaryota, Viridiplantae, Streptophyta, Magnoliopsida, Lamiales, Orobanchaceae. The record is from the annotation of a GenBank genome assembly.